Oldenlandia corymbosa var. corymbosa is the source of this 3527-nucleotide messenger RNA. NCBI's taxonomy places the organism in Eukaryota, Viridiplantae, Streptophyta, Magnoliopsida, Gentianales, Rubiaceae. The record is from the annotation of a GenBank genome assembly.
AAUUGAAUUAGGACAAUUUGCGGUCACAUCUGUUCUUCAUUUCGCUUCUGAAUUGCUGCAGAAACCGCCUUUAUAAAUAAUCCACAUUUGUCCCUGCAGUUUUUUAUUAGUCCUCACUCAAUAUUCUCUGUUCCAAUCCAAGCUCUCUUGACAGAACAAGAACAGGGAUUAUAAAGAGUCUUUUGUUCUUCAGUUGACCUUUCUAAUCUCUGUUUUUGUAAUGUCGACAUUCUCGAAACCUUCUCAAUUCUCAGGUGGUGAUGAAGAAACCAUCUUUCACACAACGUACAAAUCGAAAAAGGUGUCGUACCCACCAUGGUAUUCACCAGAAACAGGGGUUUACCAGAGCAAAUACCCUCCGGUUCCCCUCCCUUCGGACCCUUUUCUCGAUGUUGUUUCCUUCAUUUUCUCACACAAACAUGAUGGCCUAACAGCCCUUGUUGAUUCUUCAUCUGGGUUUUCCUUAUCUUACUCAAAGAUUCUUCCUUUAGUAAAAUCAAUUGCUAGUGGUUUACACCAAAUGGGUGUUUCUCAGGGUGAUGUGGUCUUGAUUUCUGUCCCGAAUUCCAUUCAUUUUCCCAUUAUUUUUCUCGGGGUUCUGGCCGUUGGUGCAAUUGCCACUGCCAUUAAUCCUCUGAGUAGCCUUUCGGAGAUUAAAAAACAAGUUCUCGAUUGUAAACCAUCUUUUGGGUUUUGUUCGCCUGAGAGAGUUGGUGAAUUUAGUCCUUUAGGCUUUCCUGUUAUUGGGGUGCCGAGUACUGAGUUUUUGAUGUCUGAAUCCCAGCAUUAUAAGGAUUCUGAUUUUCUUAAGUUGAUUUCAAGUGAUCCCAAUUCGGCUCCGAGGCCUAAAAUCAAUCAGCAAGAUGCUGCAGCGAUUUUGUAUUCAUCAGGCACCACUGGUUCAUGCAAAGGAACUGUGCUAACUCAUGGCAAUUUUAUAGCUUCUGUGGUUCAGUUUGUGAGGUUUGAAGCUUCCACUUAUGCUGAGUCUCCGAGCACUAAUGUGUAUUUGGCCUCUUUGCCCAUGUUCCAUGUCUAUGGACUUGCGCUUUUCGUGAUGGGACUGUUGUCAUUGGGUACUCGUAUUGUUGUGAUGAGAAAAUUUGAUGCUGAUGAAAUGAUUAGGGCUAUUGAUAAAUAUGGUGUCACUCAUUUCCCGACGGUUCCUCCUAUAGUGUUGAAAUUGACAAAAAUGGCUAAGGAGGCCCCUUCUGGUGGUAGUUUCAAGAGUUUAAGGCAGAUUUCAUGUGGUGCAGCUCCUGUGACUGGAAAGAGCAUUGAAGAUUUCGUUCAGACAUUUCCUCAUGUAGAUUUCAUUCAGGGAUAUGGUAUGACUGAGACAACUGCUGUGGGAACCCGUGGAUAUAACACAGAAAAAUUUCGCAACUAUGGUUCUAUAGGACUUCUGGCUCCUUCUGUCCAGGCUAAAGUGGUCAAUUGGACCACUGGUUCUGUUUUACCUCCUGGUAAAACCGGCGAGCUCUGGAUCCGAUCUGCUGGUAACAUGAAAGGUACUCUUUUCAGAUAUUUAAAGAGGCUGCAAGCGUUACCAAAGCUUUUGAAUCAAUUAAGUUAAGUUAUUGAAAGAUUCUAUGUGAAUUAGUCUUAUUAUUAAGACUAAUAGGCAGAGAUAUAUAUCUUCAGACUUGAGCUUGAUUGGUGCUAGUGUUCAACUUUAUUUUUUCAUUUACACAGAUGAUUGUCAAUGCCUGCUCUUUCAGAUAGUCGUUUCAAUUCCUCCAACUCAAUUACAAAUUGCUCCCCAUUUACUGUCUUUUUGUUCAGUUCAUUUUGACAUCACUAUUUUAAACUGAUGGCACGUAGAAGGACAAUGUUGCUCCAAACACAAUCAGUGGACAUACCAUGACUUUUAAUCUGUUUACUUUUAUGCCACUUUACCAUAAGCUGAUAUUCUUGGAGAUCUUUUCUUUUUUUGACCUGUAGGAUAUCUGAAUAAUGAGGAGGCAACUAAGUCUGCAAUUGAUAAAGACGGCUGGCUUCGUACUGGUGAUAUUGCUUUCUUUGAUAAGGAUGGAUACGUAUAUGUGGUUGAUCGAUUGAAAGAGAUCAUCAAAUUCAAAGGAUUCCAGGUAAAUUUUUUGGCUCUCUUAAUCUGUCAUCUAUUGUUCUCCCACCAAGGAGAUUCUCAUAUUCUAUUUGCAAAUUUCAAAGAAAAUAAAUAAGAAUGUCUACAUCAUCUAAUUUUCCUUUUCCUUAUGAUUAAAGUGUAUUCAGAAUGUCUUGCGAAGGGUUAAAAGUAAUAGACUUUGAAAAUGACAGUUGAUACUAACUUGAAAAGAGGCAACUUUUCCACCUUGGAUCUGUCCCCUUGUUAUUGCAGUACUUAAGGCUCUAAUGGCUUCUACUGAAUGCAGAUUGCACCUGCUGAUCUGGAAUCAGUAUUGGUAUCCCAUCCUCAAAUUGUUGAUGCUGCAGUAACAGGGUGAGUCUGCAUACUGUUUUUGUUCAAUAGCACUUACAGCAGCAUUUGGCACAUUUAUAAUCAGACCCUGCUAUGAUUUUCUGCUAUCGACAUCACAUGUACUUGCAUUAAAUUAGGGAUGCUCGAAAUCAUAGACAUCCUAAUUUCAAUUUGGAAUGGCCUGGACUUGAUUAGGUCUUUUGGGAUGUAAUCAAUAGUAUCUUAAAGUUCCCACGAUCUUCCUCUCAUUCCUUACGAAAUGUUUUGUUGUUAUUGCCAUAUUAAUGUAGAGCAAGAGACGAAGAAGCUGGAGAGAUUCCAGUUGCAUUUGUAGUCAGAAAAGAGGGAAGCGGACUUUCUGAGGCUGCAGUGAUUGACUUUGUAUCGAAGCAGGUAACUGAAUGAUGUCUCUUUUUUUCUUGAAAAUCUUCUGAGGAUGUUCACAGCAGCUGGUAAUGCAGAUGAAUUUUGUUACAGUACCUUUUGCCAUCUUACCUUGUACGUCACUUUUGGGACAGGUUGCACCUUACAAAAAGGUCAGGAAGGUGUAUUUUAUCCGUUCAGUACCAAGGUCUCCUGCUGGAAAGAUCCUUAGAAGGGAAUUAAGGACCUUACUAAUUUCCAAAGUAUAGCUCUUCAAAGAAGCAAUGUCUUGUUGUCCUCCUUUCAACCCUCUACAUCGUACAAGGUUGCUGUUGGGACAACGACGACAAUAAAGUUUUCAUCUCAAUAUGUGAGAUCGGCUGUUAGGAAGAAAGCAAAAAGAAAGGCAUAGGUUUUAGACUGAGACGAUGUUUUCAUCGCAUUACUGUCCACAAUUGUUGAAAAAAUCUUAAGGUUUGGACAAACCAUGGCACCAUUUGAUAGGGGGAUUCAUUUUGCCAAGGUGGCAUAUAGCUUAGAGAAACUUGAACAAUGUCACAUAUCAGUUCAUUGUCUGACUCACAGGGCAGUGCUAUUGAAUAUAAAAUGUACAUGGGUAUUAUUAUUAUAUGAGAAAAUCACAUGUUUGUCCUCAAUGUUUGCUCAAUUGAUAGAUUUAGUCUGGAUUACUUUUAGCUUAACAAUAAUAGUCUUCAGAUUUACAUAUAUUAUGUAUUUUCUG